Molecule: messenger RNA, 1105 nt
Organism: Priapulus caudatus
Lineage: Eukaryota; Metazoa; Priapulida; Priapulimorpha; Priapulimorphida; Priapulidae
Product: ovarian cancer-associated gene 2 protein homolog
Exons: 8
Coding region: 18-695 (225 amino acids)
Biological process (GO): response to retinoic acid
Cellular component (GO): nucleus; cytoplasm
Source: RefSeq, a predicted model, not a curated record
ACAAGAGGACGACAAAUAUGUCAGCGCCCUCAAACUCAAAGUACAAGGUACUUUGUAUUCAUGGAUACAGGCAGAAUGCUAAGAUUUUCAGGGAGAAGAUGGGGGCUUUUAGAAAAAUCAUGAAAAGCCAAGCUGAGUUUGUGUUUAUUACUGCUCCCAAUGAUGUGACCGAAAUAUUACCAAAUUGCGAGAAUGCAGAAUCUGCCACUGCCGAAAAUGACAGCAACAGAGGCUGGUGGUUUAGUACUCGGGAAAAAUCCUACCGCGCCCAAGAUUUUACAGAUAUAGAUGAUGGUUUUAUUACUUCUGUGGAUGUGAUACGUGCAGCUUUUAGAGAACAUGGCCCUUUUGAUGGAGUGCUAGGUUUCAGUCAAGGAGCAUCCAUGGUGUCUAUUCUCUGUGGAAUGAGAGAGCAAGGAGACCCAGAUAUUCAGUUUAAGUUUGCAGUGCUUGUGGCUGGCUACAAGAGCAGAUCUGGGUGUCAUGAUACGUUUUAUACCAAGCCUAUAUCAGUCCCGUCACUGCAUGUGUUUGGAGAUACGGAUCAGGUGAUACCAAAAGAAAUGAGCAUAGAUCUUCAGAAGUACUUUUUAGAUCCAAAGACCAUUGAACACCCUGGUGGACACUUUAUACCUGCAACAGGUCAGCAUAAGCCAACCUACCGUACAUUCAUUGAAUCCAUUUCGAGAAGUUGACAUCUAUGAGUUAGCAAUUGUAUAGGUACUGUGUGUAAUGCUGUUGCAAGGGGCACUUAUUGGCAAAAUUUAAUCUAGUCAUUAUUCUUUCAUAUUUACUCAUAACAUGUUAGUGUGAACAUUUUAAGCUAGCUUGUACUAAAUUUGAACAAUACCAGAUGCUACUUAAUAUCAUGUUACAUUUUUGUCAGCAAUCAAAAAAAUAACGGUGUCACGUAGUUUGUUUCGUUAUAAAAGUAUGACAAACAAUUAUCAACAGCAUUUCAAGCCAAAACAACAACAACAGUAUGUUAAUUAUAUCGUGAGUUUACUAUUGAUAAUGUAAUACAGCCAUGAUAGGAAUGCAUGACUUUCAGUUAUGUACAAACAUGUUAUUUUCGAGAAUAAAUAAAGACUAUUCACAUUCUGCA